UAAAUUUAAACUUUUCUGGAGAGUUCUCCCGCAGGUCCUUAUUUACCUAGACAGACAAAUGGUAGUUAUUUAUAACGGGCUCCGCAGUGAGCUCACAGAUAACGACACAGGAAGUGGUUUAAAGCUUUUGUAUUUGAAGCGAUAAAAAUCAAACAACAGGCUUUUGCUUGCUCAGAGUGGACACAUACGAGCGAGCACGCUGUGGGGGUGUCUGGUGAAAAUGCAAUAAAAAACAAACAUGCUGCUGAAGAGAAUCUGCAAAUUGCUUCCUAAAGUGUCACUGGUUUUACCAAGACGCAGAGUUGUCCGCUGCAGAAUGGCUUUGGAUCAGUCAGUAGCGGAGACAACCCGGUUCGACUUUCUGGUGAUCGGCGGAGGGUCUGGAGGUCUGGCGGGGGCUCGGCGUGCAGCCGAACUCGGAGCAUCCACCGCCGUGAUCGAGAGCCACAAACUCGGAGGUACCUGCGUCAAUGUUGGCUGUGUUCCCAAAAAGGUUAUGUGGAAUGCAGCCAUUCAUGCAGAGUAUCUACAUGAUCAUAGCGAUUAUGGCUUUGAAACUGGAAACGUUCGUUUCAGUUGGGAAACCCUUAAGGCCAAAAGGGAUGCAUAUGUCACACACUUAAAUCGCAUCUAUCGCAAUAAUCUUGACAAGGCUAAAAUCCACACCAUUCAAGGCUAUGCCAGGUUUACAGAAGACGCUGAGCCUACUGUUGAGGUCAGUGGAAGAAAGUAUACAGCUCCUCACAUCCUCAUAGCCACCGGAGGGCAGCCUUCUGUUUUGAGUGAUGCUGAAGUUCCAGGGGCGAGUCUGGGCAUCACUAGUGAUGGCUUUUUUGAACUUGAAACCCUUCCAAAGCGCAGUGUGAUUGUGGGAGCUGGUUACAUUGCAGUGGAAAUGGCAGGCAUUCUUGCCACCUUGGGGUCUAAAACAUCCCUCAUUAUUCGACAGACAGGAGUUUUGAGGAACUUUGAUGCCUUCAUAAGUGCAAACUGCACCAAAGAAAUGCAAAACAACGGUGUUGAUUUGUGGAAGAACUCUCAGGUGAAGUCUGUGAGUAAAACAGAGCGAGGCCUGGAGGUGACGAUCGUCACCAAAGACCCAGAGAACAAGAAUGAUGAAGAGAAGAUCAGUACCAUUGAGGAAGUGGACUGCCUUCUGUGGGCCAUCGGCAGACAGCCCAACAUAGCUGGACUGAACAUUGGAGUCUUGGGUGUAGAUAUAGAUGAAAGAGGCCAUAUCAUUGUGGAUGAUUUCCAGAACACUUCUCGAUCUGGCAUCUAUGCUGUAGGGGAUGUUUGUGGCAAAGCUCUUCUCACACCUGUUGCCAUUGCUGCAGGCAGAAAGUUGGCACACAGACUGUUUGAGGGCAAAAAGGACUCCAAGCUGGACUACUCCAGCAUCCCUACAGUGGUGUUUAGCCACCCACCCAUCGGUACUGUGGGGCUCACAGAGGAAGAGGCCAUUAAAUCCAAAGGAAAGGAGAAUGUGAAGAUCUACAAGACUUCUUUCACUCCAAUGUAUCACGCCAUUACAAGCAGGAAGAGUCAGUGUAUCAUGAAGCUGGUGUGUGUGGGCAAGGAAGAGAAGGUGGUGGGCCUCCACAUGCAGGGGCUCGGCUGCGAUGAGAUGCUGCAGGGGUUUGCUGUGGCCAUCAAAAUGGGUGCUACUAAAGCGGACUUUGACAAGACUGUUGCCAUUCAUCCCACCUCAUCUGAGGAGUUUGUCACAAUGCGCUAAUGCAAACAUAAUCCCCACCCUGAACCCUGUUUGUCUGGGCUGCUGAUGCAACCCAGACAAACACACCAGGACAGAGUCCCACC
Messenger RNA from Melanotaenia boesemani (Boeseman's rainbowfish), 1821 nucleotides. It is a transcript of the gene gsr, whose product is annotated as glutathione reductase. Gene Ontology annotation, biological process: cellular response to oxidative stress; cell redox homeostasis; glutathione metabolic process. Bases 239 to 1738 code for a protein of 499 amino acids. The transcript is spliced from 13 exons. Lineage: Eukaryota; Metazoa; Chordata; Actinopteri; Atheriniformes; Melanotaeniidae. Gene Ontology annotation, cellular component: cytosol; mitochondrion. The record is from RefSeq and is a predicted model, not a curated record. Gene Ontology annotation, molecular function: NADP binding; flavin adenine dinucleotide binding; glutathione-disulfide reductase (NADPH) activity.